AUGUUCUACUCCGAGACCCUCCUGUCCAAGACCGGGCCGCUGGCUCGCGUCUGGCUCGCCGCCAACCUCGAGCGCAAGCUUUCCAAGAGCAACAUCCUCCAGUCCAACAUUGAGACCAGCGUCAGCGCUAUUGUCGACCAGGGCCAGGCCCCAAUGGCUCUCCGUCUCAGUGGCCAGCUUCUGCUCGGUGUCGUCCGGAUCUACAGCAGGAAGGCCCGCUAUCUCCUCGACGACUGCAACGAAGCCCUCAUGAAGAUCAAGCUGGCCUUCCGUCCGGGCAACGUAGAUCUUCCCGUCCAGGCCCAGUCCGUGAACCCCGCCUCUUUGACCCUUCCAGAUGUUUUGACCGAGCUCGACCUGUUGGCGCCCAUGCCUGAUCCUUCCCUGCUGCUGUCGCAAGAGCCAGAGAUCGAGACCGGCCGCCGCGACCCCACCCUCCUGGAUCUGCCUAGUCAGUAUCUCAUGGACACCCAGGAGCGCCAGGCCCAGGAGACUUUGCAGCUUGGCGACGACGACCUUUACCUGGAUAUCAGUGAGGGUCCCGAUCUUACCAUGGACCGCAGCAUUGAAGUUGGUCGUGACGCUCCUCUCCCUAGGCCCGCCUCUGAGGAGGUUGCCCCCAGCCCUAAGCCGCUUGAAGAUGACGGCCUUGAGCUCGAUCUAGGCGACGAUUCUGUUCUCCCCACCACCGAUCUUGGUCGCAGGCCGUCCAUUGGAGACGACGAUAUCGCUAUGGGCGGACUUGAUGAUGAGCCUGUCCCUGAGCAAGAGGAGCCCCGUGCCCCCACCCCUCUUGACGAAGAACAUGAUGUAGACCAGCGUCGCCGGGAGAGCGCGUCUCCCCUUUCCUCUGCCCGUUCUAGCGUUGCUCGCGAGCUUGAGGAAACGUUCCACUUUGACCAGGAGAAUACCAUCAUGGAGCCUGACGAGGAGCUUGCCACGGCUCCCCAGCGCGUCAAGAGGCGCAAGAUUCUCCAGGCCGACGCCGAUACCGAAUACUCGCAGUCCCAGUUCAAGGCUCAGAUGAACGACCACACCAAGAUCCUCAAGCAGCCGGAAUUCCUCCCUCGCGAUCCCAUGUUGCUCGCUCUCAUGAACAUGCAGAAAAAUGGCGGCUUCGUCUCCAGCAUCCUUGGCGGUGGAAUUAGCCAGGGCUGGGCCCCCGAGCUCCGGGGUAUCCUGUCGCUGGAGGUUGUUCGCCGCUCGGGCGAGCUGAAGCGCAAGCGCGGCGCUGCGGGCGCCACUGAGGAGCAGGAGCAAGAUGGACACGCUCCGCAGCUCGAGAUACCCGACGAGUCUGGCUUCGAUCUCAGCGCGGGAGCUGGCCUUGAUGCUGGCGGCGACACCACCUUGAACAUUGGCCAGGAGGAGGAACUCGGCCAUGUUCCGGCUCGCGAGCGUACCGCCUCAAUCGAACCGGUCCCCGAAGAUGACGAGCAGGCCAUGUCCCCUCUCCCUGGGGAUAACUUCGACGACACGACCGCGCCCUUGUUGCACCCCGAGGAUGCCGGCCCCAUCUCCGUCGGCACGCGUCACGCAGUGCACAUUCUCCGCGAGAAGUUCGGACCCGAGGCCGAGUCUUCGCCUGGAGCGCGUCAGAAGAGCAGCGUGCUCUUCCAGGACAUGCUUCCCGAGGCAACCACCACGAAGGCCGACGCAACUAAGAUGUUCUUCGAGUGCCUCGUGCUGGCGACCAAGGACGCCGUCAAGGUCGAGCAGAAGGCGGAUGAUCUUGGCGCUCCGAUCCGCCUGCGGGCGAAGCGUGCUUUGUGGGGCGACUGGGCUGAGAUGAGCGCCGGCGGCGAGAUUGCCAACCAGGGUCAGACGCAGGAAGUCGCUGCUGCUGCCUGA
Messenger RNA from Diplodia corticola, 1851 nucleotides. RefSeq names its product double-strand-break repair protein rad21. Gene Ontology annotation, biological process: synaptonemal complex assembly; mitotic sister chromatid cohesion; replication-born double-strand break repair via sister chromatid exchange. The record is from RefSeq and is a predicted model, not a curated record. Lineage: Eukaryota; Fungi; Ascomycota; Dothideomycetes; Botryosphaeriales; Botryosphaeriaceae. The coding region runs from base 1 to 1851 and encodes 616 amino acids. Gene Ontology annotation, molecular function: chromatin binding; protein binding. The transcript has 2 exons. Gene Ontology annotation, cellular component: synaptonemal complex; cohesin complex.